Messenger RNA from Schistosoma turkestanicum, 1570 nucleotides. The record is from the annotation of a GenBank genome assembly. Lineage: Eukaryota; Metazoa; Platyhelminthes; Trematoda; Strigeidida; Schistosomatidae.
AAUUUGUUUGCACUGUCUCGUGAAAAAGAUAUUGGAUAUAUAGUGGACUCAAGGUUGUUGGGUCGCAAAACCGAACGGUUUGAAUCGAACCAAACAUCUGGAAACGUACCGAAAGAACAGGAGUUGGGCUCAAACAAGUCAAUUGGUUUGCAUUACUUCGAGAAAAAGAUAUUGGAUUUUCGAACUUGAAUUUUCAUCUACCCUCUUCUCACGCUACUGUUCACCCACGUCGUAGUUAAGGUACCUUCUUGUUAGGCACGAACCACUACUGUUGCUCCCUCUCUUGACUUGCUCACUCUAUGGUGCGAAUAAGUUCUUUGAAACUUCUUUAUGUCCAAUCACUUUUUUGUAUAUUUUCUAUAUCAUCCUUUCUUUUCGGUCUGUUUUCCCCAUCGGUGGUAGAUAUCCUCUCUCUUCCUUUUUUAAGUAUAUAUGAAAUUUACAAGCUUUUUACUUUCCAUCUGGUGACAGACGAGUUUUGCGUUUUCAUUUUAACCAUUCCAGCAAUAUUUGUGUAUACAAAGCUUGUACUUGAUGCAUGGAGCAAAGUCGAAAUACUCUUCUAUUACUGGUUUGUGAAUACGAUUGCUGCAAUAUUCACGAUUAUUCCGGCGAUUUUCUUCUCUGAUAACAUUUCUGUCAGUCGGAUAAAUGGAAAUUCCGCAUUUCUAUCUUCUGUUCUUGUAGUUCUUAUCCAGUUAAAGUCGGAUCAGUCACUUGUCAAUAUUAAGUUUUUAAACCUGAAAUCUCAGUAUGGUCUUCCUAUUGUAUCGAUUAUAUUCCUAUGUUUGUGGUUAAUACGGUUCCUCAGGCUUUCUUCUGUUAUUCUUUUUUGUACUGGGGUCCUGUGUAGUUGGUGUUACCUUCGCUUUCUACAGCGUCAUCCUCAAGGAAGGAGGGGUGACUAUCGGUCAUCAUUCGCAUUCUCCAGGCUCUUUCCUGAGCCAAUCGACAAAAUGCUUUCCGUUCCUUCCAACGUUUUCUACCAACUUCUGCUUCGAACCAAAUUUUGUCCCGAACUAAAAAGAGCGAAUGAAGUUACUGUAGAACCUUUAUUAACGUUUCGCUCGCAUGGCAUGAUAUCUGACCCAGAACGGCAUCGACGGAUUGCUUUGAAGGCUCUAAAUGAACGCUUCAUGAAAGCUGAUGGUUCUUUAAGGACACCAAAAGAAAUCGUUGAAUGGCCAAGCUUGAUCGAUCCUGAUGAUACACAAAAGCCAGGUAAAAACAUGCCAAAUGAAUCCAGUGUCAUCAUCGAGAUGCCAACUAUUUUGAAUCCUCCAAGUACUGAUACUUCAGAAACAUCUGACUCAUCUAAUGUGUGAAUGUUCAUUUCAGAUGAUUUUCACACAACUUAUUUAGGAGAUCUUAAGUUUUGUACCAUAGUGUUACUCUUUGCAUUCGCUUUAUUCAUUCAAUACCUUCUUAUAACUUGAUUUAUUUUAUUUUUUAUGUUCUAUUCGUUUCAGUGUAAUGCAAUGUAUUUUGUUACUGACUUUAGCAUCUUUUCUCUUGGAUGAUAUAUUUAUGACUUUUGAUUUAACACUCUGCUUUAGAUACUUGAUCAAGC